Molecule: messenger RNA, 1082 nt
Organism: Paramisgurnus dabryanus
Lineage: Eukaryota; Metazoa; Chordata; Actinopteri; Cypriniformes; Cobitidae
Gene: nudt7
Product: nudix (nucleoside diphosphate linked moiety X)-type motif 7
Biological process (GO): coenzyme A catabolic process
Molecular function (GO): coenzyme A diphosphatase activity
Source: RefSeq, a predicted model, not a curated record
UUGCGGUAGACGCUGCUGUUUUCAGUCCUUUCUAUGCAACUGCUAAUCCUCUUCCUGUCUGUUAUCUAUUUUUAGAUAACAGACUAUUUAUUAUCUAACAACCAUUUCGGUUUCAACCACAAUGAACGAGCCAAGAGCAUCAUGGGAUUGACUGAGAUAAGCGGAAGUGUCAUCAUUGGAGUAUCUGUCCCCGAGAAAGCGAAAGUUGUAUGAGCUGCUGUAAUGGAUCUAAAGCAAAAGACUGUAGAUUCAUUAAAGAAAUAUGAAACCGAUGAAGAUUUUUCCCAUUUACCUGCUCUUCCCAAAGCCUCCGUGCUUAUACCGCUUCUGCUGAAAGAUGGACAGCUACAGCUUUUACUAAACGUUCGUUCAUUCAAUCUUAAAAAUCAUGCAGGUGAGGUUUGCUUUCCUGGAGGCAAAUCUGAGUCCAGUGAUAAAGAUGAAAUAGACACAGCUCUGAGGGAAGCACAUGAGGAAAUUGGUCUUCCUCCGAACAGAGUGGAGGUGAUCUGCAAACUCUUCCCCAUCAUAAACAAGACUGGUCUUCUGAUAACUCCAGUGGUGGCUUUCAUUGAGGAUUCAUUUCAAGCCCAUCCAAACCCAGAAGAAGUGAGCGAGGUGUUUACUGUACCUCUGGAGUUUUUUACUAAAGAGGCUGAUCAUUCCUGCUAUCCUGUACCCAGCAUCUUUGGACCUACACAUUGUUUUAUUUUCACUGAUCCCAGUACAGGGAACAUCCACCAGAUCUGGGGCCUGACAGCAGCUUUGGCCAUAAUCGUUGCUGUUUUUGCCAUGGAAAAGAAGCCUGAGUUUGAGGUCGGCUUUAGCUUGAAAGAUCCUGUUUCUCAGUUUAAAGAGACUCUUAAUAGCAGAUUAAGCAAAUUAUGAACGUUACUGACGAGUUAAACGAAAGAGAAAAUAAUUUACUGUAACUGAGCUGUUGAAUCAUAUAACACUAGAGUCAAUUAUUUGUAUAUUGGGAAUAUAAAGGAUAUGUAAAUACUGGGUUUUUAAUUUAUGAGGGAGAAAUAAUGUAAACAUUUAAAUAAAUUAUCAUUACAUAUUCCCCAAAAUAUCCACAA